Messenger RNA from Paramecium sonneborni, 414 nucleotides. NCBI's taxonomy places the organism in Eukaryota, Ciliophora, Oligohymenophorea, Peniculida, Parameciidae. The record is from the annotation of a GenBank genome assembly.
AUGCUGACUAUUCAAACACCUAUGUAUCAAUCGCUAAAGACAUAAAUUAUUAGCGGAUUAGAUUAUAAACCAUUAAAUUAAGGAUUGACAGGUGUUGAAAGAGCUGUUGCCAGAAGAUUUUUAAUACUUAUGAUAGAGAUAGAAAUGGAUUAAUUGAAAAUGUUGUAGUCAUUGUAGAUAUAUAUAAAUCAUUCAAUCGAAUUUUUGAUUCAAUUCAAAAUUAUUGCCAUAUUUUUAUAGAAUUUUAAAUAAAAAUUAAGAAGGCAAAAUCAUGUAUCAGAAACUUAAAGAUUUAUACAUUAGAUAUCUAACUAACAAACAUUAGUUAAUUUAAGAUCGACUGAAGCUAAUUAAAGUUCUAUCCGAUAGACUUCAUAAACAGUAACUUCACAAUACAGAAGAACCUAGUUUUGA